GCAGUAACACUAGACUAGUGUGUACAUGUGUAGAAGUUAGGAGUUGGGGACCUAACAAUGUUGUGGACUGGGUUAUUUAAGGGAAAUUGUGGGUGAGAUGUAGAAUUGUGUAUAUUUGUUACCGGCGUCGGUGUGUUAUUGUUAGUGGUAAUUUCGUUUAGGGAUGCGUGACAGCUUGUAGUAGACUCGUUCGGUUAUCUGAUAGCUUGGCACUGCUUAGCCAGCGCGGUGUUUUUGAACACUAGAAAUAAAUGUAAAUGUCAAGUAAUUACUAAGGGGCCUAUUUUUUUCCUUUUUUCCCCUAUUAUAUCGGAUAACUUGUACUUGUUGCCGAGUGUUGAAGGAACUUAACGAUAGCUGGAGUUCGGAACUUGUGUCCACAUGGGGCCAACGCGAUAUGUCUCGUAUAGCUUGUGUAACGUAUUACGUUCUAUUUACAACAUCCUGUUCCACAAAAACAUUCAUAAGCGAUAGUAUCUACGUUUCUGUUGAGCUGUUCGGUGGUUUUUCUCAGAGAACAGAAUUAUGAAACGAUAAUUACAUGAUUUUUGUUUGGUACAAAUUUAGUUUGGUUGGUAACAUUUAUAUCCAUUAUUGACGAACUGCGCACUAUCUUCGGACCGUGUAUAGUAUUUUGGUGAUAAAUUUGUUCAGAAGUACAAAGCAAUGACUGUAAACAUGUAGCAAGACUGAAGGAAAUUGUUAGCAGUGGGGUUGUCUCAACUUUUGAAAGGAAAGAUGGUCAAAGUGAUAGCUACUGUCUGCCUUUUGUGUGCUGCAUCUGUGUCGCAUGCUGUUCACGUGAGUUCUGUAAAAGGCACGGAUGCACAUGGAAUGGAUUUGGAUGAUAAUAACUUGUAUCAUAUAAAAAAAAUUUUUUCCGAGUAUGGUGAUGGAGAGAGUAUAUCGUUGGAAGGCUUUCUUCGCAUGAUGAAUGUAGGAAAGCUUCAACAGCUUGCCAACAACACUGAAACCGGUUCCAACACAAAAAACAAGGCUGGAACUGCAUUAGUUGCUGAUCAACCUACAAAAGUACAAAAUGGUGUGAAAACAGAGUGCAUAAGAGAAGCGGACCUACUUUCUACCAGCAGUGCUACAAAUUCUAGUGUUACUGUGAACACAUUUCAUGAAUAUUGCCCUGUCCUCCUAUACAGUUUUGUAGCAAAAUCACAGUAUGAACAAGAUAAUGGUUGCAUUUAUGUACCAACACUGACAGAAUUUUCCACCAACACUACAGGACGUGAAAUUAGUUUGAAAGUAUGGCUCUGUGCUGUUGCAAGUGUUAUUGUCGUAAGUCUGUGUGGCCUGCUUGGUGUUGCUGUAAUUCCCUUCAUGGAACGUGCAUUUUACCAGCAGAUGCUUCAGUUCCUUGUUGCACUGGCCAUUGGAACACUGUGUGGUGAUGCCCUCUUGCAUCUCUUGCCUCAUGCUAUUGCUGGAGAACAUGAUGAUGAUGAAAGUGAGCAUCAUUCUGAACAUGACCAUCAUUCUGAAGAUAUGGUCUUAAAGGGCCUGGUUGCAGUUUUGGGAAUUAUCUUAUUUUUUUUCACUGAAAAGUUCCUUACUGUUGUCGCAGAAUAUCACAAACGACGACAGAAAAAGAGGGAGGCACCUCCAACAGUACGUGUCGUGCAAGAUUGUGAGGGAAUACGGACACCUUCUGUUGGAGAGAAAUUGUGCAAACAUAAAUAUAGCUCAUCACCAUACUGCUAUGACGAAAUUACAGAAAUGUCAGAAGCGCAUAAAAAGAUGAACAACCCUGAUAACAUUUCGAAGAAAAAUAGAGAUUUAAACCUGAACCAGAACAAUCACUGCCAUACUUAUGGAGAAGAUGAAGAGGAAGAAGAAGAAGAGGAGGAGUUUGAUCAUCAAAUGAGUUCUGUAAAUUGUAGUGGUGAGAUGGCCCUCCGUCCCAGCACAUCGAGUGCUUCUAAUGAAGCUGUAAACAGAGAUGGUCAACUUAGUUCUCACAACAAAGAAGACGAGAAAUAUAUUGUAAUAAUAAGAGAGCAUCAGAAUUCUCACCAUGGGCAUUCACAUACUCAUGGACAUGUACAUUCACCACCAAAGACAAUGUCAUCAGUUGUAUGGAUGGUGGUUAUGGGUGAUGGCCUCCACAAUUUUACAGAUGGUGUAGCCAUAGGUGCUGCAUUUGCUGCCAAUAUAGGUGGUGGCUUUUCAACGGCCAUCGCUGUCUUCUGCCAUGAGCUACCUCAUGAAUUAGGUGAUUUUGCUGUGCUGCUGAAAGCAGGGAUGAGUCCAAAGCAAGCAGUAUUUUACAAUUUAUUGUCAUCUAUCCUCUGUCUGUUCGGGAUGGUGAUUGGAUUGGUAUUAGGCCAGAAUUCGUCAGCCACCUCAUGGGUGUUUGCACUAGCAGGAGGACUUUUUUUGUACAUAGGCCUUGUUGACAUGAUUCCAGAGCUUACUAGCGGCCACUCGAAGGAGGGCGGCUCGUUGUGCCAGUGCCUCCUGCAGUUCCUCGGCCUGCUGGUUGGUGUUGGAAUCAUGCUCUUAAUUGCUCUUUAUGAGCAUGAUAUUAAGACUGUCUUCAAAACUUAACGAAAAUAUUUUAAUAUUUCAUGGCAGCUGCUACUGAAGUCCCAUGUUUUAAAAUUCGUUGUUCUCUGUCAGUGAUAGUAGUUGAUUUUUAAGAUGUCUAUUGAUUUGAGUAUAAAAAUGUGUGGCAGCAUAUUGUCUGAUCCAUUCUGUGUGUGCUCAACAAAAAUCAUAAUUUAAUGAAACUGCCCUCUCAGCUUAUGUAUUUCUCUUUAAUCAUUGCUUUCUUUAUUAGCAUUUAUUGAUAUGAGGGUUUGCACUAUGUUAAGUAGGGCAUUACAUAUCUCUAAGAUAAUUUUUUCUACUUUUCAUUCAGUUUGCAUUAUUUGUUGAAUGGCCGGCCGGAGUGGCCGAGCGGUUAAAGGCGCUACAGUCUGGAACCGCGCGACCGCUACGGUCGCAGGUUCGAAUCCUGCCUCGGGCAUGGAUGUUUGUGAUGUCCUUAGGUUAGUUAGGUUUAAGUAGUUCUAAGUUCUAGGGGACUUAUGACCACAGCAGUUGAGUCCCAUAGUGCUCAGAGCCAUUUGAACCAUUUGUUGAAUGUAAGUUCACCACGCUAGGUCCUCUCCCCCCCCCCCCCCCCCCUACACACACACACACACACACACACACACACACACACACACACACACACACACAAUUUCAAAUGACACUUUAAUGCCAGCUAAAAUUCAUGGCUUGAAUUGCACAAGGUUCUUGAUGGAGAGACAUCAACUUCCAAGACUCUCGCCAUAAUAACUAGAUUUGCAAAUAUUUUAUGGGUAGUUGUUUUGUGCAAGGAAGAUUAAUUUUCCUCUAUAUCACAUCAACUUUGUGGCCUGUGUUAAACAUGGUAAAAUGAGAGAGACAUUCCUGUGGCAAAUGCUGUUUUGCGCUCUGGAAGCAGUUGACUCUUGUUUCACCUCAAUUUACAUUAUUUGUAGCUGCCUGAUGUUGUUGUUAUUUUUGUCAUGCCAAGUGGCUGGUGAACUUAGCUUUUCUGUUGUUUCUUAAAAAUUAUUUUUAUGUUAUUUUCUUUGUGUAAGUGUGUUUAUUGUAUUGUUUGUAUUUGAGUAACUGUUCUGCAUUUGUUGUCAGUUUGAAAUUCUUUACUCACUUAUUUGAAGUUGUAUUUAUGAUAGUUUAAUUUGUGAGGUUUUGUAACAUUGUUGAAGUGUGUGUGAAUAAACAGUGGAUAAGUUUUCUA
Molecule: messenger RNA, 3742 nt
Organism: Schistocerca piceifrons (Central American locust)
Lineage: Eukaryota; Metazoa; Arthropoda; Insecta; Orthoptera; Acrididae
Gene: foi
Product: zinc transporter foi
Exons: 12
Coding region: 739-2559 (606 amino acids)
Biological process (GO): intracellular zinc ion homeostasis; zinc ion import across plasma membrane
Cellular component (GO): membrane
Molecular function (GO): zinc ion transmembrane transporter activity
Source: RefSeq, a predicted model, not a curated record